Messenger RNA from Oenanthe melanoleuca, 1034 nucleotides. Its product is annotated as taste receptor type 2 member 9-like. Lineage: Eukaryota; Metazoa; Chordata; Aves; Passeriformes; Muscicapidae. Gene Ontology annotation, biological process: G protein-coupled receptor signaling pathway; sensory perception of taste; detection of chemical stimulus involved in sensory perception of bitter taste. The transcript has a single exon. Bases 1 to 981 code for a protein of 326 amino acids. Gene Ontology annotation, molecular function: bitter taste receptor activity; G protein-coupled receptor activity. The record is from RefSeq and is a predicted model, not a curated record. Gene Ontology annotation, cellular component: membrane.
AUGGAAGCUUGUCACUCUCCACAGCAAUCCAAUGUCACUUCAUCUGGGGCCAUAAUUUUGGCCAUCAUCAGCCUGGAGGCAUUUGCUGGCAUGUGGAUAAAUGCUUUCAUCAUUAGUGUGAUUUGCAUUGGCUGGGUCAGAAAGAAAACCCUGAACUCUAAUGAGAAGAUCUUGCUGCUUCUCAGCUUCUCCAGGAUUUCCUUUUUGUGCUUUGCAUGGGUAUGCAACUUCCUUUAUAUAAUUUAUCCUGAGUACUUUCAUGUUCACAUCAUACAUCAACUACUUGCAUCUUUGCAAACAUUUUUUAAUUGUUCCAACUUGUGGGUUUCUGCCUGUCUAUGUGUAUUUUAUUGCAUAAAAAUUGCCAAUUUCAGGAACAGCUUCUUCAACUACCUGAAAGUAAAAAUUGACAGGAUGGUGCCAUGGCUCUUGUUGGGAUCAGGGAUUUUAGCCUUGGCUAUUGGCAUCGUUACCUAUGACAUCAAUGAAACUAUGCAGAGUAACAACCUCAAUGAAACUUUGCAGAGUUACCACCUUAAUUUCACCUGCCUGGGAAAAUUUUGGACAGAAAGUAUCCGAAUUGAUAAAAAUCUUUUCACUUCUUUUUUUCUCAUUGGCUUAGGAUGUGCUAUUUCAUUCAUGGCAGUCAUUUGUGCUGCUCUUCUCCUUCUCGUUUCUCUCUGGAGACACAAACACAAGAUGCAGACAAACUCCAUGAAGGACCUCAGCGUGGAAGCCCACAUCAGAGCCAUGAAAUCUAUUCUCUCCUUCUUAGUGAUGUACAGCAUCAACUUUGUAUGUUUGAUCUUGACGAUAUUUUAUACCAUGAUGAAUGAAAAUACCAUGAUACUUCUUCUAUCCAUCUAUCUGUAUGCUUUUCCAGGUGUUCAUUCUCUUAUUCUGAUUUUCAGCAAUCCCAAACUGGAAAAGGCACUGUUACAGAUUCUCUCCUGUGUGAAGUGUGAGAUUUUCAUGAAGUAGGAAAUGAGAGAAAAGCUGGAGCCCAUGCAUAUUGUUGGUCUUUCACUGUAGAA